Lasiodiplodia theobromae is the source of this 2364-nucleotide messenger RNA. RefSeq lists its product as uncharacterized. The coding region runs from base 1 to 2364 and encodes 787 amino acids. The record is from RefSeq and is a predicted model, not a curated record. NCBI's taxonomy places the organism in Eukaryota, Fungi, Ascomycota, Dothideomycetes, Botryosphaeriales, Botryosphaeriaceae. The transcript is spliced from 4 exons.
AUGGGUUCCGGCCCUUCGGACGACGACACAGGCACGCUUCUUAAGAAUAGCUCCCCGAAAAGCCGCUCAUCCUUCCUCGGACCCUUGACCCGGCGGAUGCCCGAUGGCUGGCGUUUUGGAGUGACCGUAGGCGCGGCUUUGUCUCUGUGCACCCUCAUCGCCAAUAUCGUCGUCAUUGCCGUCGCAUCCGCAAUCGCCAGCAAAAAUGGCCAUCAUUCAAACAUUGCGACAAUCCGGACGGGGCCAUGCUCUGACAUCGAUCAUAUCCAGUUUGGAAUCCACCUGGCCAUCAACGCUGUCAGCACGCUCCUUCUCGGUGCCAGCAACUACUGCAUGCAAUGUCUUUCUGCCCCCACACGGGAAGACAUAGACCGAGCCCAUGGCCAAGGCAAGUGGCUCGACAUUGGCGUGCCCAGCAUGAAGAACUUCAGCCAUAUCAAGUCCAUCAAACUUCUAUUUUGGUUCCUUUACAACUCAACCUUUUUUGUCUCCACAGCCAAUAACUCCUACGACGUGUAUUUUGCCACCGAAGACUUCCAAAAGGGGGCCUCAUUUGACAGCAACACGUUCCCGCCUUAUUCGGACUUUACCUACUCGACAAACUUUAUAGUGGGGCUGGAGGACGGCACUACUGAAGUACGUAAUGCGUCGUAUCUGCACAUAGACGAAAGACACGACCCCUAUUCGAUCCAAUCGAAGAUGGAAAACCUUGGAGUAUGGAACAACGGGUCCCUUUUCGAACGUCGGAACAAUUCAGACUGCAUCCAGGACUAUGCAAAGACACCCCUUUCCGACCGACGCAAUGUUAUCCUGGUCACGUCUACUUUGCCUAGCGAUAAUCAGGAAAUGGGCGUGACGGCGGAAAGAGCUGGUAUGGCGAGUAGCUGUGAAAAGAACUCGUCGUCGUUUGCCAUCAUCAGCUCGGGAGACAAUCGCCUCGUCAGUUGCGACGCGAACUCGUCUCUUUUGUCUGUUUACCCGUAUACCAGCAACAUCAUACCGGCAGGAGCCCCUGUUCUUGACAACUGGUACAACUGGAUAUGCUCCCAAAAUGUUGAAUAUGACAACUACGGGUCUGACCGCCCAUCGUCGUUAUGUGGCGACGGCUACUGGCAAGACAUAAGGUCCAGUGCUUCAGACUGGAAAGUUUGGGGAUUCAAGAUCGAGUACUGCCUUAGCGAAAAGAUGGAGAAUGGGUGCAGUCUGAAUGUUGCGAAAAGUCUUAUGGUCGUCGUUAUUCUUGCCAACGCAGUCAAAGUUGUCGUUCUUACCAUCGUCAUUGCAAAGGUCAGGGAUAGCCCAUUGACCACCAUCGGUGAUGCAGCAGCUUCGUUCAUCCGGAAGCGUGAUACGACAACUCGGGGAAUGUGUCUCCUUACACAAAGAGACUUCGCUCACGGUUAUAUAAACGCCGCAAGACUCUCGGGUCAGCCGCCAGCGCCCAAGACAUACAGAACCAGAAAGAACAGAGCCGCCACGGCCACAGGGAAGACUCGUUGGGUCAUCACCGGUUCUCUGGCCGUGCUAUGCAUAGUAAUCAUCCUCAGCCUCCUGGCAUACGCAAUGGCACAGCUUCGAUCCAAAUUCGACCGCGGCGGCAUCUCCUUCAUCAAAGAGCUAGGCCUCGGAAAGACCACGCCAUACAACAUGAUAACGGGCUGGCACAUCCCCUCCUCGGGCGACGCCGCCGUCGUCGCGACCGUCCUCAUCGCCAACCUGCCGCAACUGCUCCUCUCCUUCAUCUACUUCUUCCUCAACGGGCUCAUCACGAAGAUCUCCCUCGCCAAAGAGUGGUCCGCCUACGCGCACCGCCGCGCCGCGCUGCGCGUCUCCCACCCGCGCGGCUCCCAGCGCGGCACGUAUUUCCUGCAGGUGCCCUACCGCGUCGGCGUGCCGCUCAUGGCCUUCUCGGCGCUGCUCCACCUCAUCAUCUCGCAGAGCAUCUUCUUCGUCAAGGUCGACGGCAAGGACGCGCACGGCGCCGACGGCGAGGAUGCCAGCCCCGUCUCGCUGAGCAGCGCGGCGAGCGCGGUGACGUGCGGCUUCUCGCCGCUGGGCAUGAUCCUGACGGUUGUGGCGGCGGCGGUGCUGAGCGUGUUUACGGUGGCGCUGGGGCUGCGCAGGCUGAGGCCGGGGGGCAUGCCGCUUGCGGGUAGUUGUAGCGCGGCGAUUGCGGCGGCGUGUCAUGGGCCCGAGGGCACGGACGAGUGUCGGCCGGUUAUGUGGGGGGUUGUUCCUGGUGAGGAGGAGGAGGAGGAGGAGGAGGAGGAGGAGGCGGAGAUGGAGGAUGGGGAGGUGAUUGGGCAUUGUGCGUUUUCGAACGGCACGGUGGAUGCGCCGGUUGAUGGGCGGAUGUAUGCUUGA